Ostrinia furnacalis (Asian corn borer) is the source of this 903-nucleotide messenger RNA. RefSeq lists its product as uncharacterized. The annotation marks the transcript as partial. The record is from RefSeq and is a predicted model, not a curated record. NCBI's taxonomy places the organism in Eukaryota, Metazoa, Arthropoda, Insecta, Lepidoptera, Crambidae. The transcript has 2 exons. Gene Ontology annotation, molecular function: heme binding; heme transmembrane transporter activity. Gene Ontology annotation, biological process: heme export. Gene Ontology annotation, cellular component: membrane.
CGCACGGCCCGGACGGAGGGUGCAAAGGAAGCGCUCCAUUCAGCCUCUGAUUGAAGGAAAACAGUCGACGGCGGGUCGCCGCGCGGUACACACGCCCCACUCUAACUCCGGCGUUAAAAAAAAAACACGCACGCGCGGGAAAAUUUGACAAUAAUAGUUUUAAACAGAUUAAAAAUAAAUUAGCUCCAAGCGAUUAGAUUAGACGUUUACUAGAAAUUAUUUAUUGAACGGUAUAUCGUAGUUGCAUAUUUUGGUAGUUAUUACCGUAGGCAAAGCCAAAACAAACGUUCCGUAAUUGCGACAAUAAUAUUUAGGGUUAAGAGAGAAAUAUUUACGCAAAAUUUAUAAAUAGAGAUUUAGAUUAUGGGUGAGCCAAAGAAUAUGGAGGUAUGCGGGAGUGUGAUGGACGGUGUGGCUGAAAAGGGGGGUGUUCUGGAGUCGCCGAGUAAGAAGACUCCUGUGGAGUACAAGGUGUACCCGUACCGAUGGGCUGUGUUGUUCAUCUUCGUGCUGUACUCGGCCUCGAACGCGAUGCAGUGGGUGCAGUACAGCAUCAUCCAGGACGCUGUAGCGGCUUACUACGGGGUCAGCAGCAUCACCGUGUACUGGACCUCGAUGAUCUACAUGGUCACGUACAUUCCCCUGAUCUUCCCCGCCAGCUGGCUGCUUGAGAAAACGGGUCUCCGGGUGACCACCAUCAUCGGUUCCCUCGGCACGUGCCUGGGGGCAUGGCUGAAGGUGUUCUCGGUCCCGCAGGACAUGUUCUGGCUGGGCUUCACGGGGCAGACCGUGGUGGCCAUGUCACAGGUGUUCAUCCUCAACGUGCCGCCGCGGCUGGCGGCUGUGUGGUUCGGAGCUGACCAGGUCUCGUCGGCCUGCAGCAUUGGUGUUUUUGGAAACCAG